UCAUUCUCUUCCUGUUAUUGAUAAAGUUACAGUAACUGAACUCCAGAAUGAGCGGCAGAGGCAAAACCGGCGGCAAAGCGAGAGCGAAAGCCAAGACUCGCUCCUCCAGGGCAGGACUGCAGUUCCCCGUCGGUCGUGUUCACAGGCUUCUCCGCAAAGGCAACUACGCAGAGCGCGUCGGUGCCGGUGCUCCUGUUUAUCUGGCGGCUGUGCUCGAGUAUCUGACCGCUGAGAUCCUGGAGUUGGCUGGAAACGCCGCUCGGGACAACAAGAAGACCCGCAUCAUUCCCCGUCACCUGCAGCUGGCGGUGCGCAAUGACGAGGAGCUGAACAAACUUCUGGGCGGAGUGACCAUCGCUCAGGGCGGCGUGCUGCCCAACAUCCAGGCCGUGCUGCUGCCCAAGAAGACCGAGAAGCCCGCCAAAUCCAAAUAAACCAGCUCCAGUCUCUCAUUACACCCAAAGGCUCUUUUAAGAGCCACUCA
Megalobrama amblycephala (Wuchang bream) is the source of this 484-nucleotide messenger RNA. Its product is annotated as histone H2A-like. The transcript has a single exon. The coding region runs from base 48 to 434 and encodes 128 amino acids. Gene Ontology annotation, molecular function: DNA binding; structural constituent of chromatin; protein heterodimerization activity. The record is from RefSeq and is a predicted model, not a curated record. Lineage: Eukaryota; Metazoa; Chordata; Actinopteri; Cypriniformes; Xenocyprididae. Gene Ontology annotation, cellular component: nucleosome.